AUGUUUCUCAAUGCAUGGACAGCCAGCACCGCCGACAAAAAUACUACGUUGCACAGCUUCCGUCGAUUUAAAACUGCGCAUCUACUAAAUUUGCGUUUCCUAGAAGAUGAAAUUGCCCAAAUGGACUAUGAUCUGUACCAAGCAGGUUUCAGCCUCGAACUGCCCAUCUCUUCGUGCGAUAGGCUUGGUCUCAAGCAUGGCAGCAGAGAUCCUAAAUUUACCACGAUCGACCAAGUAAUCACUCGAAAAUUUAUUAAAAAGCUCCGCAGUCUUUUGCAAGAAUAUGACGGAGCCCUCGAUGCCUUCAACAAAAUCAUGAUGAUGGAAACAAUUUCCUUGCUCGACGACGAGAUACUCUCCGAUCAGCGUACGGACAUCGGCCUAGAAGGGAAGUACAAGACGAGAAUGAUACGAGUAGAUCUCGGAACGCGAGCGCGCACCGAUCCGUUCCAGCGCUGGCUCCACAAGGCCCUGCGCCUCUUCAGGUUAUGGAAGCUGUCGAGAAAAUCCCAGGACACCACCGAAGAACUGGGCACCACUAAAGAACCGGACAAAAGUUGGAUCAAGCAUAGUACCAUUUUUAUAGCCGAGAUCACCGGGCGUCUACUCACUGCAGCAUUUACAGCCGUGUUUCUCAUUGCUCCUUUGGUUAUUCUAUCGCACGAGCCAUCUAAAAACGUUCAGUUGGCGAUUAUUGCGGCGUGGAUACUGGUGCUGUCAUUUCUCGUGUCGCUCUUCCUCAAAGUGACCAGUUUCGAAAUGAUGGCUGUGGCAGCAGCUUACGCUGCUAUUCUAUCUGUUUUCGUAUCCAACGCACCUGCAGAUAACAGGACGAGUGUAGGCUAG
Molecule: messenger RNA, 846 nt
Organism: Bipolaris maydis ATCC 48331
Lineage: Eukaryota; Fungi; Ascomycota; Dothideomycetes; Pleosporales; Pleosporaceae
Source: RefSeq, a predicted model, not a curated record